UGUUUAUCUGUGGUAAAAUUGCAGUUGUCAACAUCAUAUGUUCUUGCGGCGAAUACAUUGAUAUUAUGAAAUAAUAUAUUAUAUUAAUAAAUCAUCUUUAAAUCUAAUAUGGCUUCAUCUUUUUUACGUACUAAUGUGAUAAUCAGAAAUUUUAAAAAGCCUUUUUAUCAAAAUAAACGCAACUCUGGAUAUGUCGUCCUAAUCCCAGAAAUAGGCGAAGAUGGAGAUAAGAGCACUCUUCUAUCAGAUAAUGGAUUGCCAGAAUUUAAUGAUAUUACCAUUGAGAAAUGUAUCGCAACUAUCAGCAAACAGAGUUUGGAAUAUGAAAAUGGAGUAAGACAAAUAGAAGAAUCAAGCUUGAAUUGCAAAAAUGCAUUUGUUGAGAUUUUUCAUCCACUCGAAAAGUUAGAUAACGAAUUGGAACUAACAUGGGGUAUGGCGAAAACUUUGUAUCUAGGAAAUAGUUCUUUAAUGCCCACCAAAUCAUACAUUCAAAUUCAUGAAAGAGCACAUAAAGCCAGGUCCUCAAAAUUCAAUAGCAUACCAAUUUUUCAUGCUGCCGUUAAUGAGAAAAAUCGACUGAAGAAAAUAACUGAUGAAGAACAAAGGCUUUUAGAUAAGUAUAUUCUAGAAGGAAAACUAAAUGGUCUUGACAUUAAAGGUGUGAAACGUGAGAGGCUCAACAAUAUUCUAACUGAUAUACAAAAACAGAGAGGCAUAGUCAGGGAUAAAGUUAAUAUUGCCACAAAAAUUUUUAGUAGUAUAAUUAAUAAUGAACAAGUGGCAAAGGAAUUUCCAGAAAGCCUUGCUAAAUCGAUGUCAGUUAAUAAUGAUGCUAACAAAGGCCCAUGGAAGCUUACACUACAACCUCACAUCUUUGAACCUUUCAUGCAAUAUUGCCCUGAUAGAGAGCUAAGGUGGAAUGCUUGGCAGGCGCAUGUACAACGUUGUUCAGGUUAUGGAAACAAAGAUUUAGAAACAAGUACCGUUAUAGAAAAGUUACGUAGCUUACGGUUGGAGCAAGCAACAAUAUUAGGAUAUGAUACUUUUGUAGAUAUGAGCAUGGAAACUAAAAUGGCAGGUUCAAUUGAUAAUGUGUUAAAUGUACUUGAUAAUCUGCUUGAAAGUGCACGACCAAUGCAAGAUCUUGAACUUCAAUCACUUCAAAAUUUCGCAAACGAGAGAGGAUUUGACAAAAACCUUGAACUCUGGGACAUUCCAUACUGGCAAAGGAAACAGAAAUGGUCACUUUAUAAUUUCGAUGAAAAUAAAAUACGAGAGUAUUUUCCGCUUCCCAAAGUUGUUAAUAGCCUAUUCAAUUUAUGUUGCACAUUGUUUAAAAUUCAAAUCGUUGAAAGGUCAGAUGUUCAUACAUGGCAUAAAGAUGUUAAAUUUUACGAUAUUUAUGAUGAAACAAGCAAUAGACCGAUAGCUGGUUUUUAUUUAGACCCGUAUGCUAGGGAGGAUGAAAAAAUUCGAGUUUAUGAUGAUGCUGGAUGGCAUGUAUCGAUACGCAACAAAAGUUCCAUAUCCUCUACCCAGCCUCUUUCUGCCCUAAUUUUUAACUUCCAAGCUCCAGUUAAUGGCCAACAGUCAUUGCUUUCUUUUAAGGAGGUAAAUGUUUUGUUCAAACGAUUUGGCCACUCACUACGGCAUUUACUAACUAAAGCAAAUUAUUCUGAAGUUGCUGGAUUAUCAAAUGUGGAAUGGGACGCGGCAGAAGUUUGCGGCCAAGUAAUGACACAUUGGCUUUACGACCCGAAUACCAUUCAAGGAAUUAGUGGUCAUUACAGAACAGAUGAACCAUUACCCGAUGACAUAAUCAAAAAUAUUCAAAAUAUAAGAAGACAUAUGUCUGGUUAUGAUUUAUGUAAGGAGCUAUAUCUCUCUCGUCUCGAUUUGGAAUUGCACUCAAAGAAGACCUUUUGGAGAGAUCUAGUGCAGCAACUGUGGCCGAAGUAUAAUGCUCUGCCGUUCGAUAAAUACGAUUCUCAUCCACUUUCAUUCACGAAAAUAUUCUCUGAAGAGUGGGGUGCAGCGUAUUACUGCCAUUUAUGGUCGAAAAUGAUCGCAGCUGACAUUUACAGUGCUUUUGAUGAAGCCAGGACAGGAGACCAAAACAUUAUAGCCAUCGGAAAAAGAUAUAAAGAUACGUUCCUAGCCACUGGUGGCAGUUGUCAUCCCAGUGAAGUAUUUAGAAGGUUCCGGGGUAGAGAUCCGUCGCCGCACGCAUUGCUGAACAAUCUUGGUCUUACAAAAAAUACUGUAGAAGAAUAGAAUGAACGUUGUUCAUAUCUGUAGAUAUAUAGUUUUAUUUCUACAAUUAUAAUGUUCGUGUUUGA
This is a messenger RNA of Vanessa tameamea, 2342 nucleotides long. RefSeq lists its product as uncharacterized. Gene Ontology annotation, molecular function: metalloendopeptidase activity. The transcript has 2 exons. The record is from RefSeq and is a predicted model, not a curated record. NCBI's taxonomy places the organism in Eukaryota, Metazoa, Arthropoda, Insecta, Lepidoptera, Nymphalidae. Gene Ontology annotation, biological process: proteolysis. The coding region runs from base 109 to 2277 and encodes 722 amino acids.